AUGGCUCCGGGUAAGUACGAUCGACGUAAACGCGGCCGAUGGGAGCAGUACAAUGCUGAUUAUAAUGCAGACGAUACUUCGCAGACGAGUAGUUUAGGUGAAAAAAGUAAUGCAAGUGAUACAGCUGUGCCCAAAGCAGCAAGCCACAAUUUGGAGGGGCAAGCCAUAGUGCCGCGUACGGAUGAAUUCGGAGCGAAAGAUUACAGACAGGAAAUGAAGCUGAAGCCCGAUCAUGCAUCGCGUCCACUUUGGGUUGCGCCGGAUGGCCAUAUCUUCUUAGAAUCAUUUAGUCCGGUUUACAAGCAUGCCCAUGAUUUCCUGAUUGCCGUUGCGGAGCCAGUUUGCCGGCCUGAAUUUGUCCAUGAGUACCAGCUUACGGCAUAUUCGUUGUACGCAGCUGUAUCAAUCGGUCUGCAAACCAAUGACAUUGUCGAGUAUCUUGAAAGGCUAUCGAAAUCAACGCUACCAAAAGGCAUUGUUGAGUUCAUCAAGAUGUGUACUCUGAGCUACGGCAAAGUGAAACUUGUGUUAAAAUACAAUCGUUAUUUUAUUGAGUCGCGACAUUCGGACGUCGUACAAACAUUGCUAAAAGACAAGGUGAUACAGCAGUGUCUUAUUGACGAUAAACCGAUGGGCACUACCGAUUUGCAGCAAAAAACACAUGCCUUUGUGAAUCUAGAAGAAUAUUUUCCAAUACAAUGUUUAGGACUCGAAAAUGGAGAAACUACAAAUUCCGGGCACACAAAAACAACAGGAAGAAAGCCGUAUCAAGAAAAAAGUUUACGGAAAAUGUUCGGUAACAGUCGUGCUCGUUCCGGUGUUAUUGUGCUCCCAUGCGGUGCUGGCAAAACACUGGUGGGUGUCACUGCCGCAACAACUGUCAAUAAGCGAUGUUUAGUGCUUGCAACAUCGAAUGUUUCCGUUGAACAGUGGCGGGGUCAAUUUAAGGUUUGUUUCCCCGAUAUGUUUUUGAUCGCUUUCUUUUUAUUUCAACUUUCAGAAAGCAAAAAUCGAAAUCCUUUGCCGUUUACUGUGCGAAAAAUGCAUUACUCAAAGGUAGCCCGAGUAGUUACUGGAGCUGCACAGUAG
Messenger RNA from Gongylonema pulchrum, 1089 nucleotides. The record is from the annotation of a GenBank genome assembly. Lineage: Eukaryota; Metazoa; Nematoda; Chromadorea; Rhabditida; Gongylonematidae.